ACCUCUGUGAUCAAAAGUGAGACAUGUCAUGACGCAAGCACACGCACACACUCGUUGUGGUUGUAUUGUGAAACUUUCCACCGGAAGUCAUUUUAUAUAGUCUGAGAGGUUUGACAAAAAUCGGGAGCUGUGAGCGCCAACAGCGGAUCAUCCAGCCUCGUUCAGUCCGACGCACUUCAGUCCGCUGCAACAAGGGCGCGAUUCCAUCUAGAAAAGUGAUUUAUAGACACAGAGAAAGUAAAGUGAGCCUGGACAGAAACCUAACCGGACAAGGGAAAGGUUAAAAGUCCAGUCUUUUUUUUUAUUCCUUUAAUUGCAUCCUCAGCGCCCUUGUUUUAUUUGUCUCUGCCUCUGGACACGGUGAUGCGCGCUGGCUGUGCUCUCUGGACUGUACCUGCGGUGAUGGGCCGGGCCGGGAGAUGAGCAGCGGGCGGACUGGGGGAGCCAGGGGCGCACGAGGAGGUCUGGACGCAUAGGCCACAGGGUGUGAUAGGUCCGAGACCGCCUCAUGUGUCGGGCCUCCUCUGUGUUUUGGUCCCCACUGACCCCCAUCCUCCCAGCAUCAGUGGGAUGUCCCAGGUGUGUCUCCUCUUGGCCUUGCUUAUGCUCUUCAGCUGCACAAAGGUCUCCUCUACUAACUCCCUGGAGCUUGUGAAGGAGCAGUGGAGCAGCUACAAAAACCAGUGCCUGGACUACCUCAACGCCACGCCCCCCGCCACAGGGCUGGUGUGUAACAGGACCUUUGACCAGUACGCCUGCUGGCCUGAUGGACUCCCAGGAACCACCGUCAAUGUCUCCUGUCCAUGGUUCCUGCCAUGGCAUCGAAAAGUUCAGCAGGGUUUGGUCUACAGAGUCUGCAAUGAAGAUGGUCAGUGGGCACGAAAGAAUACCAGCGAAUGUGAGAACGACCCUGGUGAGCAGCAGUACGGCCGCAUCCUCAAUCAGUUACGGAUCAUGUAUACAGUGGGCUACUCACUCUCCCUGGGAGCUCUGCUACUGGCCUUGGGAAUCCUCAUCACCUUCAGGAAGCUCCACUGUAUGAGGAACAACAUCCACAUGAACCUGUUUGCCUCCUUCAUCCUGAGAGCCGUGUCCAUCCUGGUCAAAGAUGCCCUACUGACCCUCACACUGAAUCCCAGGAGCAGCAGUGACACCCACACACAAGCCUGGAUCAACAUACCGGCUGUUACUUGGUGUCGUGGUGCCAUGGUGAUGAUGCAGUACAGCGUGAUGGCCAACAACUAUUGGCUGCUGGUGGAAGGCAUCUACCUGCACAGCCUGCUAGUCAUCACCGUGUUCAGUGAGAGGAAGUACUUCUACAUUUACCUGUCCAUCGGCUGGGGUGCACCGCUCAUAUUCGUGUUGCCAUGGAUCACAGUCAAAUAUCUGUAUGAGAACGAGGAGUGCUGGGAGAGGAACAUUAACAUGGGCUACUGGUGGAUCAUUCGUUCUCCUAUACUGUUUGCUUAUCUGAUUAACUUCUUCAUAUUCAUACGAAUUAUCAAAAUCCUGAUGUCUAAACUCAGAGCUCAUCAGAUGAGAUACACGGACUACAAGUUCAGAUUAGCAAAAUCCACUCUCACUCUCAUUCCUCUGCUUGGGAUUCACGCCAUCCUCUUCACCUUUGUCAUCGACGAGUACGUCCCUAAAGGCUCCAUGCUACGCCUUAUUCGCCUCUUCUUUGACCUGCUGUUCAACUCUUUCCAGGGCUUGCUGGUUGCCAUCCUGUACUGCUUUGUCAACAAAGAGGUGCAGUCUGAGAUGCUGAAAAAGUGGAAGAGGUGGAAGCUGGGUAAGGACAUCGAUGAGGAGUACCGCCACACCCACAGCCACACACCACACGUCAAGAGUGGCAGCAUCGCCACAGGUAAUCUGCCCUAUCUUCACGACAACAAUGCUAGCGACCCCAGCGGUGACUCGCCCCGCCUCAACAAAGCCGACAGAGAACCCUCCUGCUCUGCCGCACCUGAGGAGAACCGCCGACUAGUUGUCUCUUACAGCAACGGGACGGGGAAAGGCGGGGCUGCCAAGAGCAGACACACCCUGCAGUUCUCUUUCCUGCCACACAGAAGCGCUGGGAUUCACGUGAGCACUACCACAGAGGACGUGUGUUUGGAGGAGAAGGGGCAGUGCCGCUCACACGCUCUGGAAGGAGAGGAGACUAAUGUCUGAGGACAACCUCCUCUGAGGUUUUGUCAUGAAACCCUCACUGAUUGCGCUUAUCGGUGUUUCGGAUCAGUGUUUAUUAUGCGCAAACAAGACAGCCUGAGUGGGGAGAGAUCGAGGACAUAACCCACACAGAUCAGGAUGUUUUAACCUACACAGCUGCAAAUUAGUAUUUAUUGGUUUUGGGACCUUGAGCGAAAAAGCACUUAUUGACUUCAGACAUCAGGAAUGGUAAAAUAAAUUAAAGAGGAACUCUAGUGGUGUCCAGUGCCAUGUGAGUGUGUGUGUGUGUGUUUGUGUGAGUAUGUGUGUGUGUCUGUAUGGAGGACUGCCAUUUUGACACCGACCCUGCUCUCAUUUUUCCAUCUGUACCACUGCUGUCGUUGUGAGUCAUGCUUCUGUGUCUGUUUGCAGCAAUGGGUGGUCAUUUUUUUGUGGUACUCUCCGACAGAAACCUCUCGAAAGUGUCAAUUUUUUUUUUCCUUUUUGGUUUCAUGAAACUGAAUGUGGACUUCAGCAUGGCUGAUUUGUGACGUCUGGAUCAUUUAAGGAUGAAGGGAGAGAUUCACUGGAGAGCGCAGACUCUUAUCACACAUGCUGAGGCAGAGGAUGGAAGCUUUGAUCUUCAGACAGACUAUAAUAUUUAACUUAUUCUGGAUUUAAAUGACCAAAGCCAAACAAGAAAAUAAGAGCUUGCAAUGAUAGGAUUUACUUCAAGUGGGUAAACCAGCCAUCAAACCCACUCAUGCACAUUCCUUUCCUCCUUUUUGUCUAUAAUAACCCAUCCAUUGCCUUUUUGAACAGAUUUUCCUGAAUGUAUGAACUUUUGAGAAAUAUGGGUGAAACAAUAUUUAAGUGUAUAUAUGUAAUUAGAAAUAUGCCCACAGCACCUGCAGUCAUCCAGUGAGAAGACUCUAUUUGAAUUCUUGCUGUGUUCUCAUGCACCCUCAGAGUAAACAUUAAUACCUGGCACACUUUAAGGUAACUGAAUGAAAAACAAUUUGUCAGUCUGCUCCAAUCAUCGUCCACACAGCCUCACAUUAUCAGUUAUACAGUAUUCCGUAGAGUGGAGGCAAAGGCAGAACAUGAAGUUGUUUUAUGUACAAAAGUCCUUUUUUGUGCCGGAAACGUUUUUCAUUUCAUAACACGAGUCAUUGUGCUUUGUUGAAAAAAGCACCAUAUUAUACAUUUCUUAUACAUUUGUUUUGAUCUGUCUUUUCUUCUGCAGAUCAAGGAUCAAGGCUCAUACUUCAUGACGCCGAAAGCAAAAUGUGCCACACAGAACCACUUUUAUAAUUCUGGAUUAAGAAAGUCCAGUUCAGAAAUGAACUGGAUUUAAAGGUCCAGUGUGUAGGAUUUAAGGGGAUAUAUUUGCAGGAAUGGAAUAUAAUUUAAUAAGUGUGUUUUCUUGUGUACAAUAUAAUCAGCUGAAAAUAAAAAUCACAGUGUUUUUGUUACCUCAGAAUGAGCUGUUUAUUUAGGGAAUGGAUCUUCGUCUAUGGGGUCCGCCAUGUUGCUCCAAUGGGUUUCUACAGUAGUCCUGAAUGAACAAACCAAACGCUGGCUCUAGACAGUCCUAUUCAUAUUUUUGCUCUGGCCACUGUAGUUAGCAGUUUAACCUCAGUGAAAGUGUCAGUAGAACACUGGGAUUUUUUAUGUGAAACUGCUUUAUUCGUUGUUUUUACAGCACCAAAGAAACACUGAUUUGUAACAUGAAACUGCUUUAAUCAGUGUCUUCAUCGGUGUAAAUCACCAGGGGCCGUAUUCACAAACAUUCUGAGAAUACACUCAGAGAGCUCCUAACUUGGCCUAAAAUUUUUAAAUAAGGAGUCCUAGCUUAGGAGUGAUUUAGGAAAGUUCUCAGAGCAACUCUGACCAAGGAAGAGACAGAAACUUUUACCUUAGUGAGGAGGUGUGGUUGACCCCAUUGCUAGGCAUGAUGCAUUCUUUUAACAGAUGUGAUUGGUUGUCAGAGACGCGCCCUUUUUGAGCCUGCAAGGUGUGAACACCCAGUGGAAAUGAAAUCAACUGCUGACAGUGACAGUGUUGUCAUUGUUAAUGUGAUCACUCUGCUGAUGGAAGGGUGAGACAGACCAAGGUCAUCACUGCUGCGGCAGCUGCAUCAUUUUAUUUCUGACGUUAUAGCGUUAUUGCACUGAGUGUGAAAUGUGUUCAUACGUCUAAUAAGACAGACCACAAAUAGCUUUUAAUUUACUCACUGUCAUCCAGUGUUUGGAGGAUAUUUCUCCAACCUCUUUGUCUUUCUGCCAUUUUCUCCUCUGAUUAAGAAACUCUUCAGCCUCUUAAAAGUCCUCCACCCUGCUCCUAACAGUUUUUCACCUUAGGAGCUCUUUUAAGGUCUAAGAUGCUCUGUGGAUAACUUUUAUCUUUACUAAAACCUAGUUUUAACUUUAAUGGGAAAUUCUAACAUUAAAAUUCUAAGAAUUUUCUUAGAAUUGCGUCACUAGGAGCAACUCUUAGCACUAGGAAGCUUUGGGAAUAUGACCCCAGGUCUGAUUUUCUUUUUUUUGAAGAUGUAGAGGCCUCUGUGAAAUAAUUUAACCCCUGGUAAAAAUGUGCAGAACACUGAAGGAAUUAUAACUUUCAAAGAAGUUUCAGCUGGUUGCAAAGUGCAAUCCUCGCCGCUCGAUGCCACCAAACCCCCCAAAAUCUUACACACUGAUCCUUUAAUAUGCUGUAUUUUCCAAACAUGAUCGAUUUUAGCCACCCCAGAGCCAGCAAGGAUUUUCACAAAGGGAUUCCUGAUGGACCUUUUGAUCAAGGAUGGUAAAUAAAAUAUUCAGUUUGAAGUGUAGAGGGAGCACUGUACUAUGUAAAUAUUGAUUAAAGUGAAUAUUGGUAUUAUAAUGACAAAGGCAGGUGGGUGGAGGGAUGUGUUGUUGUUCUGUGUUUUUGCUUGCAGUCCAGAUGACUCAAAGAUGAGAAUAAACACGACUAAUUAUCUUGAAAAAAGACACAAACAUGAUUGUACCUGUCCUUUGUUAAAAGUGUUGCAAUUGUCAGAAGGGUAAUUUCAUGAGAAAAAGCAAAAAGUUUUAUAUUAAAGCCAAAUUGUUGUGUUUUCUGUCUCUGUGGAUCCAAUUAAACUGAAUUCUGUAAGCAAAAAA
Epinephelus fuscoguttatus (brown-marbled grouper) is the source of this 5294-nucleotide messenger RNA. RefSeq names its product glucagon receptor b (gene gcgrb). Gene Ontology annotation, molecular function: peptide hormone binding; glucagon receptor activity. Gene Ontology annotation, cellular component: plasma membrane. Lineage: Eukaryota; Metazoa; Chordata; Actinopteri; Perciformes; Serranidae. Gene Ontology annotation, biological process: cell surface receptor signaling pathway; adenylate cyclase-activating G protein-coupled receptor signaling pathway. The transcript has 14 exons. The coding region runs from base 571 to 2172 and encodes 533 amino acids. The record is from RefSeq and is a predicted model, not a curated record.